Molecule: messenger RNA, 3561 nt
Organism: Sardina pilchardus (European sardine)
Lineage: Eukaryota; Metazoa; Chordata; Actinopteri; Clupeiformes; Clupeidae
Product: transmembrane protease serine 9-like
Exons: 10
Coding region: 12-1853 (613 amino acids)
Biological process (GO): proteolysis
Molecular function (GO): serine-type endopeptidase activity
Source: RefSeq, a predicted model, not a curated record
ACACACACACCAUGGCAUCAAUACCAGGAGCUAUCAGAGUCCUUACAGCAGUCCUUCUACUGGCCAGAGGAUCCCUCUCACAGCUAAAUGUGUGUGGUCAGGCUCCUCUUAACACACGUAACACGCGUAUUGUGGGCGGAGAAAACGCACCGGUGGGGGCGUGGCCAUGGCAGGUCAGUCUGCACCGUGGACGCCACUUCUGCGGAGGGUCCCUCAUCAACAGCAACUGGGUUCUGAGCGCCGCCCACUGCUUUUCCAGCACCAGCACCUCCGGCCUGGUCGUCUUCCUCGGACGGCAGACUCAGGAGGGCAGCAACGCCAACGAGGUCUCCAGGAGCGCCGCUCAGGUCAUCAGACAUCCUGAUUACAACAGUGGAACCAACGAUAACGACAUCGCCCUCCUCCGCCUGUCCUCCCCCGUCACCUUCACUGACUUCAUCCGCCCCGUCUGCCUUGCAGCAGCCAGCAGCACCUUCAACAGGGGCACUGACAGCUUUGUGACAGGCUGGGGUGACAUUAAUUCAGGAGUGUCCCUCCCCUCACCCCAGACGCUACAGGAAGUGGAGGUGCCCGUCGUGGGAAACAGGAACUGCUUCUGCCAGUACAGAGGGCAGGGCUCGACCAUCACUGACAACAUGAUCUGCUCUGGGGCAGAGGAGGGCGGCAGGGACUCCUGUCAGGGAGACUCUGGAGGUCCGAUGGUCAGUAAGCAGGGUUCGGUGUGGGUCCAGUCCGGCGUGGUGAGUUUCGGUAUCGGCUGUGCUCUGGCGCAGUUCCCGGGGGUGUAUGCGCGCGUGUCCCAGUACGAGAGCUGGAUCAACUCCCAGAUCACCAGCAACCAGCCGGGAUUCGUCACCUUCAGGUCCAAUGGGACCGACUCGGACCUGAGUGCCACCUGUACUGGUCUGCCACCCGUCACCACCACCACAACCACCACCACCACCACCAUACCCACAACUACCACACCACCGGUGGUGUGUGGACAGGCGGCUCUGAACUCGCGUCUGAUUGGUGGGUCGGAUGUGGCGGCGGGGGUGUGGCCCUGGAUGGCGAGUCUGCACAGUAAUGAAAGCGGGGCGCACGUGUGUGGAGGAACUCUGGUCGGGGAGGACCUCGUGCUCACAUCAGCCAACUGCUUCUCUAGUUCUCCUUUAGCAUCUAAUUGGACGGUGUUUCUGGGCCGCCAGAGCCAGAGCGGCUCCAACCCCAAUGAGGUGUCAGUGGGCGUGGCCAAUAUCACGCUGAGCAGCCUAUCAGGCGAUAACGUAGCCAUGCUGACGCUGUCCAGUAAGCCCGCCCUCUCCAACUUCAUCCAGCCAAUCUGCCUGGAGCAGGGCGGGGCCACUAUCGCCACGGGAACCACCUGUUGGGUUGCAGGCUGGGGCAACACCACAGGUGAACAGCCUCUUCAGGAGGUGCAGACAUCAGUGGUUGCCUGUGGCAACGCAUCCUCCUCUACUGAUGACAUCUGCACCAACACUGUUCAGUUACAACAGGGUGAUAUGGGCGGUCCUCUCAUGUGUAAACAGGGGAAUUCAUGGCUCCAGCUCUCGGUGCUCACCGUCACCUCAAACUCCUCCUCCUCAUCAUCAAACUCCACCUCCAGAGACCUCGACCAAUCAGAUCGCGCCUCAGUGCAGGUCUUCGGCCGGACAUCUCGUUUCAGCAACUUCCUGUCCAGUUUCCCCUUUCCGUCGACCGUCGCCGCUAGCGACAGCACCACCGCUGCUGCCACUGCCGUCGCCGCCGCCGCCACCACCGCCUCCAGCAGGGGGCAGCACUCGUGCAUGGCCCUCCCCCUCCUCUCCCUCCUCCUCCUCACACUCACCCCUCUGCUGGCCUCCCAGCGCUAGCCCUCAGGUCAAAGGUCACGACUACCCACAAUCCACUGCUGCACCUGCACCACCUGGUUUAGAACAACAACAACAGCAACAACAACAACAAUAACAACUACAACAACAGCAACAACAACAAUAACAAUAACAACAGCAACAACAACAACAGGAGCAACAUCAACAACAGCAACAUCAACAACAGCAGCAGCAGCAGCAUCAACAACAGCAGCAGAGUGCCUUAGCUGUGGGUCUUUGUCUGAUUCAUGACUCAUGACUCCCAUAUUGUCUCCUAAACUGUGUACGUCUUCCCACAAACUCCUCCGGAAGACUCUGAGCGCCUUUUCUUUAAUCUCUGCACUAUAUGUCCUGUACUGUCUACGAAACCGCCUGUCUAUACCUUGUACACCACAUUGCACUUUUCUGUAAAUUGCGUAAAUUGUGCCGAAGCUCUAUGCAGUGCAACAGCCAAAUGAAAACAGUAGUGUGUGUGUGCCUAGCUGUAUGAAAUGAAAACAGUAGUGUGUGUGUGCAUAGCUGUAUGAAAUGGAAACAGUAGUGUGUGUGUACCUAGCUGUGUGAAAUGGCAUUGAUCAGGGAUACAUUCUGUGAUGUAAGCACAUUCUGUGAUGUAAGCACUGCCAGGGUCAUACUGUAGGCGUGGCAUGGCGAGUAGCAUGUAAUGUGCAAAUGUAGUUUCAGUCAUCAGCCACAAACUCACUGCAUCUCUCAGAGUGUUCAGUCAUCUGCCAUGAGCUCACUGCAUCUCUCAGAGUGUUCAGUCAUCUGCCAUGAGCUCACUGCAUCUCUCAGAGUGUUCAGUCAUCUGCCAUGAGCUCACUGCAUCUCUCAGAGUGUUCAGUCAUCUGCAUGCGCUCAGGAGGUGUUCAGUCAUCUGCAUGCGCUCAGGAGGUGUUCAGUCAUCUGCAUGCGCUCAGGAGGUGUUCAGUCAUCUGCAUGCGCUCAGGAGGUGUUCAGUCAUCUGCAUGCGCUCAGGAGGUGUUCAGUCAUCUGCAUGCGCUCAGGAGGUGUUCAGUCAUCUGCAUCUCUCAGGAGGUGUUCAGUCAUCUGCAUGCGCUCAGGAGGUGUUCAGUCAUCUGCAUGCGCUCAGGAGGUGACUGCACUGCGUCUCUCAGGGUGUUCAGGCUCAAUGUGAGCACUUUAAACCACAGCACUAAGAACUGCUAUUUAUUGCACUGACUGUGUUUCUCUUUAACAUGUGCCAUGCACUCUCAGCUAGCGUGGGUUUGAGUAAAUCAUUUAUACUGAGAAAACCUUUUAUUGAAAUUCAAGGCUUGACAGUUUGAGUGGUUAUUGUGGUCAUUGAAUCACCUCAGAAUGAUCACUUCCUACCUAGAGAGACUACAUAGAUCACUUCAGAAUGAUCCAGUCCUACCUAGAGAGACUACAUAGAUCACUUCAGAAUGAUCCAGUCCUACCUAGACAGACUACAUAGAUCACUUCAGAAUGCUCCAGUCCUACCUAGAGAGACUACAUAGAUCACUUCAGAAUGUUCCAGUCCUACCUAGAGAGACUACAUAGCACCAACAUUACAUCCCCUUCAGGUUACAUCAGACGACCAGGCUCAUAACUGCCAUGUUUUGUACAAUGAAUGCCUCAGGGUCACACACACACACACACACACACACACACACACACACACACACACACACACACACACACACACACACACACACACACACACACACACACACACACACACACACAC